AUGAAGCUUCAUUUCAUAUUUUCUGCUUUUCAUCUAUUUUUAACUGCUCAAACUUAUAAAAUAGGUGCAAUAUUGAGGGAAGUCGAAGAUGCUCACAUAGCUGCCGCUAUUCAAUACACAUGUGAAUGGUUAAAUCAAAGAGGAAUUUAUGGAAAUAUUGAAUAUUUAAUUGAAUAUAUUCCUCUCUUAGAUCAUUAUGAAGCCAUCAAGAAAACUUGUUCUAUGGUUGAGAAAGAUAAAGUCAUUGCCAUAGUUAGCAGUUCACACGCUGUUCUCAAUACUCAAAUUGAACGUUUAACUGAUCAAAUUAAUAUUCCAUUGUUAUCCGUCAUCGACGAUAUGGAAACUUCUGUUGGAAAAACUAAAAUUGAUUACUUUCCUCGUUCUCAACUUUUUGAGGCAACAGUUGAUCUGUUCCGGCAUUGGAAAUGGCAUAAGAUAACAAUUGUUUAUGAAGAAGAUGCUCGUAUUAGACGGUUAGAGCCUUUACUUGAAAGUGACACAUAUUCAUCUAUUCGCUUCCGUUUGGUUAAAGUUCAGAAUAAAAACUACAUGAAAGCUGCGAAAGAGGUUAAAGACUUGGAAGAAUGCAGGUUCCAAACAAGGAAGGAUUGCAGUGAAUUCAGUCGCGUACUCCUUGAUCUCAAUCCUGAGCACACGUACAACUUCCUGUUAGCGGCUUUACAAAUGGGUUUGAUUGAUUUGAAGCAUUGGUUUCUUCUCACGAAUAUGGAGUUAUCAACCAUGGACAUGGAGCUGUUCCGCUUUAAUCAUGCUCGUUAUAUAUCUCCAUAUCCUAUUGAUGAUAACUUCAUUGUUGAAAAUCGUCAAAUAUUCAAUUUUUCACAUUUCCAAGAGCAUAUUCGGUCGAGAUGGAAUAGUAAGACGGGACAUAGUAAGAACUUGAGAAUGAUUGAGUCAAUUCUGACAUUUGAUGCCAUUUAUUCGUUUGCAAACGUAUUCACCGAAGUAUCAACACGUCAACAGAUGAAUGACUCUCCACAAACGUCGUGUAAGAAACUGAAUAGGAACGCUCGUCGAUACCAUCAUGGAAAAACUUUAAUUGAAGGACUCACUAACAAUAACCUACGCGGGGUAACUGGUGAUUUGCGACGCCUCAGUGGAGAUCCUAAGACUAGUAACUUCUCUAUGAGAAUACAUCUUCUAGGUUAUAGCGGCAGAUUAGAUGAUAUUGGCUUCUGGGAACCAGCAACAGACGUUCACGUAAACAUGUCAGGAGAUUCAAGAGCUCAAUUACAGAAGAAUGUUCAGGUUUCGGAUGAGUUGAAACCUCAUUUUCGUGUCACAACCAUACUUGAACGACCUUAUGUUAUGUUAAAGAAGAAUCAUUAUGAGCUUGAUGGAAAUGCAAAAUUUGAAGGCUUUUGCAUUGAUCUUCUAGCUGAGUUAUCAAAAGACUUGGGUUUCACAUAUACAAUUCAUGCUGUACAUGACGGCAAAUAUGGAAAUGAUGUAUAUGGCAACGGCACUUGGGAUGGUAUGAUCGGAGAAAUACUGAGAGGCGAAGCUGAGAUGGCUGUUGCUCCAUUAACAGUGAACUUUCGAAGAUCAGAAGUUGUGGAUUUCACCAAACCAUUCUUAUCGUUGGGUAUAAGCAUUUUGUACAAAGUCCCUGACGAUCAUCAACCAGAUCUUUUCUCAUUUUUGAAUCCUCUUUCGUGGCAGAUAUGGUUAGCAAUUCUAGCAGCUAUAGGUGGUGUGACGUUAACGAUGUAUACAGUAGCUCGUAUAACUCCAUAUGAAUGGAAUUUGAACUUUUCUUGCUGCACUGCUCACCAGCCCCAUCCUGCAGCAGCUCAAGGGCCUACAAAUGCUCCUAUCGAGUUGUCCAACAAUUACAGCUUUUGGAACACGUUAUGGUAUGUAACAUCCACAAUGCUGAAAGGUGGAUGUGAUUUCGGACCACGAGCAGUAUCAACCCGUUUACUAGGAGGAACUUGGUGGGUAUUCACACUCGUCAUAAUCAGUGCUUAUACGGCUAACUUGGCUGCUGUUCUCACUGUGUCGAGACCUUUCAUACCCAUCAAAAAUUUGGAUGACUUGGCUAAUCAGAGUACCAUUUCCUAUGGUACGAUAACAGGUGGAAGUACAAUGCAGUUUUUCCAAGAAUCAAAAAUAUCUGCACAUGUCAAGAUGUGGGAGUACAUGAAAGGAAAGGAUGUGUUUGUCAAGAACAACAAAGCAGGUGUUGAGCGAGUCAUGAGUUCGAACUACGCUUAUCUUAUGGAAUCCACGAGUUUGGAAUUCGAAGUUCAGCAGAACUGUAAUUUGACGCAAAUCGGCGGAGUUUUAGGCUCAAAAGGAUAUGGCAUAGCUCUGGCAAAAAAAUCGGAAUGGACUGACCGAAUUUCAAACCAAAUUCUACUUUAUGCUAAACGAGGAAUAAUUGAAAUGAAGAAAACGAAAUGGUGGAGAAGCAAAGGUGCUACCUGUUCUGGGGCUGGCUCGGCCGUGAAGCAGCAACGAUUCUCGCUCUCCAUGCACAACGUAGCAGGUUUAUUCAUAAUCCUCGCCAUGGGUUUGAUAUUCGGCUUAUUCACCGUAUGUGUUGAGCUUGUAAUUCGAAGCCGUAAAUUUGCCAAAAAAGAAAAUAAGCCCAUAAUACCGGAAUUAAUUAAUGAGCUACGUUUUGCUCUAAAUCUCAACCGAAUAGAAGAUCAUCGUUCUCGAAAGAAAAGUGAACGAGGACCUGCCAUUUACACAUCUGAAGGAGAAACGUCACAUCCUAUAUCAGCGCCAUCUCAAGCAAUACAUGAUGCAUCAUCAUAUAACAAUCGAUUACCUACAAUGACCAUAAGUCGCCAUUAA
Molecule: messenger RNA, 2829 nt
Organism: Auanema sp. JU1783
Lineage: Eukaryota; Metazoa; Nematoda; Chromadorea; Rhabditida; Rhabditidae
Source: the annotation of a GenBank genome assembly